This is a messenger RNA of Perognathus longimembris pacificus (Pacific pocket mouse), 2088 nucleotides long. RefSeq names its product histone deacetylase 1 (gene Hdac1). The coding region runs from base 96 to 1544 and encodes 482 amino acids. NCBI's taxonomy places the organism in Eukaryota, Metazoa, Chordata, Mammalia, Rodentia, Heteromyidae. The record is from RefSeq and is a predicted model, not a curated record. Gene Ontology annotation, molecular function: histone deacetylase activity. The transcript has 14 exons.
CGCCCCUCCCCUCGGGUCGGACGCUGCGCGGAGCCGCGGGCGGGCGGGCAGACGGACCGACCGACUGACUGACGGGAGGCCGGGAGGCGAGCAAGAUGGCGCAUACUCAGGGCACCAAGAGGAAAGUCUGUUACUACUACGAUGGGGAUGUUGGGAAUUACUAUUAUGGACAAGGCCACCCGAUGAAGCCUCACCGAAUCCGCAUGACUCACAACUUGCUGCUCAAUUACGGUCUCUACCGAAAAAUGGAAAUCUAUCGCCCUCACAAAGCUAAUGCUGAGGAGAUGACCAAGUACCACAGCGAUGACUACAUUAAAUUCUUGCGCUCCAUUCGCCCAGACAACAUGUCUGAGUACAGCAAGCAGAUGCAGAGAUUCAAUGUAGGUGAGGACUGUCCAGUAUUUGAUGGCCUGUUCGAGUUCUGUCAGUUAUCUACUGGUGGCUCUGUGGCAAGUGCUGUGAAACUUAAUAAGCAGCAGACGGACAUCGCUGUGAAUUGGGCUGGGGGCCUGCACCACGCAAAGAAGUCUGAGGCAUCUGGCUUCUGUUACGUCAACGAUAUCGUCUUGGCCAUCCUGGAACUGCUAAAGUAUCACCAGAGGGUGCUGUAUAUUGACAUUGAUAUUCACCAUGGUGAUGGCGUGGAAGAGGCCUUCUAUACCACAGACCGUGUCAUGACUGUGUCCUUUCAUAAAUAUGGAGAGUACUUCCCAGGAACUGGCGACUUGCGGGAUAUUGGGGCCGGCAAAGGCAAGUAUUAUGCUGUUAACUACCCGCUCCGAGAUGGCAUCGACGACGAGUCCUAUGAGGCCAUUUUCAAGCCGGUCAUGUCCAAGGUAAUGGAGAUGUUCCAGCCUAGUGCGGUGGUCUUACAGUGUGGCUCUGACUCCCUCUCUGGGGAUCGGUUAGGUUGCUUCAAUCUGACCAUCAAAGGGCACGCCAAGUGUGUGGAAUUUGUCAAGAGUUUCAACCUGCCCAUGCUGAUGCUAGGAGGAGGUGGUUACACCAUUCGGAACGUUGCCCGGUGCUGGACAUACGAAACAGCGGUGGCCCUGGACACGGAAAUCCCAAAUGAGCUGCCAUACAAUGACUACUUCGAAUACUUUGGACCAGACUUCAAGCUUCACAUCAGUCCUUCUAAUAUGACUAACCAGAACACUAAUGAGUACCUGGAGAAGAUCAAACAGCGGCUCUUUGAGAACCUGAGAAUGCUACCACAUGCACCUGGGGUUCAAAUGCAAGCAAUUCCUGAGGACGCCAUCCCAGAGGAGAGUGGCGAUGAGGAUGAAGAAGACCCUGACAAACGCAUCUCAAUCUGCUCCUCUGACAAACGAAUUGCCUGUGAGGAAGAAUUCUCCGACUCAGAUGAGGAGGGAGAAGGGGGCCGCAAGAAUUCUUCCAAUUUCAAAAAAGCCAAGAGAGUCAAAACAGAGGAUGAAAAAGAGAAAGAUCCAGAAGAGAAGAAAGAAGUUACAGAAGAGGAGAAAACCAAGGAGGAGAAGCCAGAAGCCAAAGGGGUCAAAGAAGAGGUCAAGUUGGCCUAAGCAGACCUCUCCAGCUGUGGUUUCUUACCAAGUUCCCUACCUUUCUCCCCAACCCCUCAGAUUUUAUAUUUUCUAUUUCUCUGCGUAUUUAUAUAAAAAUAUAUUAAAUAUAAAUAUCCCCAGGGACUAGAUAGGAACCAGGGCCCUAAGCCCAGGGCAGCAAUGCUGGGGGAAACUCUUCCAGUAGCUGCCUUGCCCCCAUUCCUCCCCAAGUCCUACUUCUGAAGCAUAAAAGGUGCAGGUCUGGGUGAAGGAUGCAGCCAUGACAAAAAUCCUGAAAUACCAAGUGCCUGCUUAGUCGUCCUGGAACAAUGCCCUUAUUAAGAAAUAGUGGCUGGGUAUUCAGGCACCCCCUGUUUUAAGUGAUAUCAGCCAUUUUUAGACUGGUUUCUGUUUUCAUCCCUUGCCACUGGCCUCAGGUGAGCCAAGAAUCUCAUAUUGCCCUGUCUUCCCCAAUUCUGUAGGUGGUUGGUAGUCUAGCUUCCUUUUUGAGAUACUAUUUUCAUUUUUGUGACUCUUUGUAAUAAAAUGGUACAUUUCUAUA